Messenger RNA from Vigna angularis (adzuki bean), 679 nucleotides. RefSeq names its product elicitor-responsive protein 1. Bases 84 to 566 code for a protein of 160 amino acids. Lineage: Eukaryota; Viridiplantae; Streptophyta; Magnoliopsida; Fabales; Fabaceae. The transcript has 5 exons. The record is from RefSeq and is a predicted model, not a curated record.
UAAGCCGAAACAGAUACUUCUGAUCAAAGCACCUUCCAAAAGUUUGCUGAAUUAGAAUCAGAAUCUUCAGAGACUCAGAUAACAUGGCAAUUGGUUUCAUGCAGGUGCAUCUUGUCAAAGCAAAGGGUCUGCAUAACUCUGAUAUCAUAGGUGAAAUGGACCCCUAUGUUCUGAUACAAUACAAAGACCAAGAACAAAGGAGCAGUGUUGCCAUUGGUCAGGGCAAAAAUCCAGUAUGGAAUGAGAAAUUCAUGUUCAAAGUAGAAUACCCUUUAUCAAAUCAUCAACACAAGAUCAUCUUCAAAAUCAUGGACCAAGACUUAUACACAGAUGACUUUGUUGGAGAAUCCAUAAUCCAUGUAGGAGAUUUAUUGGCUCAAGGAGUGGACGAUAGAGAAGCUAAACUACAGACUCUCAAAUAUAGAGUGGUUCGUGCAAACAAAUCUUACUGUGGUGAAAUUGAUGUUGGUGUUACUUUCACCCUACAGGUGGCAGACGAUUAUGCAGAACGUGACCACUAUCUACCACAGAUUACCAAGGAUAUAGGAUGUAAAAAAUCUAAGUAGAUGUUUUGGAUUGUAGUUGCACUGUGUAAUAGAUUCAAUCAUUUAUUUUCCAUUGCACAUUAUAUUUCAUUUUUUAAUUCUUUUAGCAAGAUACAUUUAAUAAAUUGUUGUUC